Messenger RNA from Diutina rugosa, 1308 nucleotides. RefSeq names its product Wsc2p (gene WSC2). The transcript has a single exon. NCBI's taxonomy places the organism in Eukaryota, Fungi, Ascomycota, Pichiomycetes, Serinales, Debaryomycetaceae. Bases 1 to 1308 code for a protein of 435 amino acids. The record is from RefSeq and is a predicted model, not a curated record.
AUGAAAACUAAAUUGGCCACCGUGUGGCUCGUGGCGACCGUGGCCAGUGUCCGAGCAGCAUUCAACAAGGUUGGGUGCUACCCGAAGCUGGCGUUACUGGGCGCCGACAGCCAGGGCCUGUACCAGUAUCAGCUGAACGGCUGGUGCACCGACAAGUGCCAGGGCUACGCCGUGGCGGCGCUCAUUGGCGGCAACACCUGCUACUGCUCCAACCAGCUCCCGCUGGGGCUGCAAGCGCUGGACCUGAGUUGUGACGCCAAGUGUGUCGGUUACCCCAUGGAAAACUGUGGUGGUGACGACUAUUUCUACGUGCUCCGGGACCCGCUGGUGAAAGCUGAGCAAGGCCAGUCGUCGCUGCUGCUGCCCCAACAACAGCUGCUGCAGCCGCAACUGCUGGCGGCGCCAACGCUGACGCUGGUGCAAGUGAUGUUGCUGACGCUGGUGAAGGUGUUGACGCUGGAUCGCACCACCACCACCGAUAGAACCACUACCACCACCGACCAGACCACCCAGCUGUCAACGGCAACUACCACUUCGAGCACCACGCUGACGUCAUCGACGCCGACGACGACCUCAACGACGUCGUCGUCCACCUCUACUACCCCUAUCACCACGCUGAGCCUGACGGAACCAUCGUCGACAACCACAUCUUCAUCAUCUUCGUCGACCACCGAGCAGCUGACGCCGGUGACCACGGUGUUGUCCACCAUCACCGCCGACGGCUCCAAGCUGGCCGAAAUCAUCUUCAAAACUAUUUAUAACGUUGAGAGCCCCGCCCCCACCGCUACCGGUGUGGCCACCGCCCUGGAAACCCCGCAGAGAAAAUCAUCUGGCAUCAGUGGUGGCGCCAUCGCCGGUGCGGUGGUGGGCCUGGUGGUGGGGGCGUUGCUUAUCGCCGGCGCCUGCCUCGGCUUCUACCUCUGGAGACGCCGGAAGGACGACGACGACCUGGACUUCGAAGACCAGUUCACGCUUUCGGGCCCCGAGAAGCCCGUGGACCCGCCGGCGCCGUCUACACCUAACCCUUUCCUCGUCGCCGGGGGCUUCAAUUUCGCCGACAGCGGCACUAAUAAUCACGGGGUCGCCAACACCACCAAUCUGCUGGAGCUGCUGAAAAACCACCUGCGGGCGACGCUGCAUGGCUUCAUCCUGGUGGGCGAACACCUGUUCACGCUGGACGGAGACUACCACGCCUACGAAGACCGCCAGCUACGGCCCCCGCCCGAACCGGUGCGGAAGCUUUCAAUUGGCCUGUUGCCGGAAAUGGUCGCCCGCCAGCCCGGCAGCUUAAAAGUGGUGAACAACUGA